Messenger RNA from Vollenhovia emeryi, 4927 nucleotides. RefSeq names its product transport and Golgi organization protein 1-like (gene Tango1). The transcript is spliced from 17 exons. Gene Ontology annotation, molecular function: protein binding. Bases 51 to 4376 code for a protein of 1441 amino acids. Gene Ontology annotation, biological process: vesicle cargo loading; endoplasmic reticulum to Golgi vesicle-mediated transport; protein secretion. The record is from RefSeq and is a predicted model, not a curated record. NCBI's taxonomy places the organism in Eukaryota, Metazoa, Arthropoda, Insecta, Hymenoptera, Formicidae. Gene Ontology annotation, cellular component: endoplasmic reticulum membrane; endoplasmic reticulum exit site.
UUCAUGGUCACGUUGCGCGUCCGAGGAGAGAGAGAAGGCAGUGUCACUGUAUGUUAGUAGACGUCGGUAGUGAUGUGGAACUUUGCAACGGUGAAAAUAUGAUGAAAAUCAAGCCGUUUACAAAUGUCUCGUUUCUGCGUGCCACGAUAAUUCUCUGCGUAAUACCGCAAUGCCUAGCCGCCUUGUCCGACAAGCAAUUAUGUUACGACCCCAAUUGUUCGGAGCCCAUCUCGUUGGCCAGGACCAUCCUCGCGUACCGAGCAAACGAUCGCGAGGUGAUGUCAUUUAACAACAAUGCAGAAGUCAAAGUUUUCAGUAAGGGCGCCGGAAAACGCACGGAUUUAUGGGGUGUCGAGAUAAAUGGCAAGCGUGGAUUCGCCCCCGAGAAAUUCCUGAACGAAUACAAAAUUCUAAGACGCGAUCUGUCGCACGAAGUGCCUGUUUAUAAGUUUAAUGAUAAGGCUAACAAAGUUCAACCCGAGAAGCUCGAGUCGACUGGGAAAGGGGGUAGCGAGUCGCACACUUUGUUGAAAGACGAAUUGUCUCGGGAUGAUAACGCGACCCUGUCGUUGAACUCCGUAGAUGGGAGCAUCGUCGAGGAGUCUCAUGCGACCAAUGCAGAUAGCAUAUCACCUUCCUACGAGGUGAUAGAUGGUACCACGGUUUACCUUGAGAAUACUCCAUCUGUACAACCUAGUCUCGUGGCUGAAGUUGCGCACGCUACUGCAUUGCCGCAUGAACAAGCUCCAGCGGCUUCUAAUUCUAAAAUCGUUCACGAGAGAUUAUCAUCCGACGAGAAUGCAUUCAUCGACAAAAAGUUACAACCUGUUGCAAAUGGCGCCAGUGGUGAACUCGAGGGAGUUCAGUUGUCGACAGACACUCAGAGUCAAACUGGCUCCGUACCGCCGGAGACUCCGGAAGCAAUAAUCGGUUCAACCUUAGACCCAGCGAGCACAGAGGACACUUGGACGCCCGACGGAACUGACAACUCUGAGGGAGAAUUAUUUGAAAGUGUAGAACUUACGGAGGAAUCGGACAGCGGUGUUGAGGAAAGUGCAGAAGAUAACGAGAAGGAGAAAGAUAGCGAACAUGUCGAGAGUGAUGGUAUAUUUGCCUCCAUUACGAAGACGUUUAAAAUUUUAUCCAGCUCGGUAGAAACUGUAGUAGCGAAGAGCACCGCUGCUAAAAGUAGCGAAGACGCAGCUGCUCCCGACACUGCUGUUUACAGUAAUCUGCAGUUGGAGGAACAAGUUUCAGAAAGUAUUGAGGAUGCUGCAACCGAAGAAAUUCCCCCGUCUACUCAAAUCAAGUUGGAAUCGAGUAUAGACCAAGGUUUUAUAGGUAAAGACAAAGUAGAAUCGCAGCAAGAAAUUGUACACGCGAGCACUGAAAGUGCAACGGUUCCAGAUGAACAGAUAAAUGAAGCUCCCACGAUUAUUUUGGAACAUACUACAGUUAGCGACGUGCCUUCAUCCAAUAAUUUUGUACACGAAAAUAAUGAUAAGCCUGCCAAAGAAUUGCCAACAACAGCGGACGGCGGUUUCGCUUUUGCAAAAGCCGAUGUUGAAAAUAUUCAAAUGCAGGAAACGAGCGAGGCAGAGAGAGUUGCGAGAGAUGUGAGGGCUGACGGUGCAAUUACCUCUGCUGAAGAAGACUCGACAAUUUUGUCUGGUUUGCAAGGAACUGCAGCCACAGAAACCACCACUACUCAAAGCAGCGACGUUAUCGAGCCGAAAUUACCGGAAAGUGGUGAGGCACAUCUAGAAAAGACAAAAAAAGAUUACAAAGAAAUAAUUGGCCAAGCUGAUAAAACUGCUGAAAUCUUAGAAACUGUCAGCCUACCGUCUGAGACAGCAGAAAGUAUCGCAACAGAGUCAUCCCCUGAUAGUCAUUCUGUUGAAAAUGUAACAAUUGAAGAGAAUCAUAGCGCUGCGGAUAUUCAAUUUAAUAAAGAAUCAAUUGUACAUAGUAAUGUAAAUAAAAUUGAUAACUUAGCCAAUGAUACUAACUCUGACAAUGUUCCUAUAGAAUCUAACGAAUUCUCGAACAGUGCAAAAUCUAGCGUUCUCGGGCCAGAGCAAUCUAUAGAUUCUAGUCAAGAAAGUAUGAUGUCGGAGCAGACAAUGACUUUAAAUGAAGGAGGUUUGGCACACCAAGACGUCGAAAGUCAGAUCGUCGGUUCUGUGAAGGAGGAAGAGACCUUACCUGAAUAUGGUGAUCACAUGAGCAAUGAGGAUAAGGUUUCGUACGAAAAUGGAGUUGGCGAUGAUAGCUUGGAGAAGCCAGAAUCCGCAUCUGUAUCAGACGAAAUGGAGGUAGCCGAAGAUAAAAUUUGUAUGAAUGAUCAUGAAUGCGUUGUAACCGAGGCAACAACUAAGUUUUUGAACCAAAUGGAAGACGUUGCAAAUGAAGAGGAUGAUUUGAUUGAUGUAACAUUGGAUCAUAAUUAUUGGAAGACACUGAUGUGUCUGUGUGUAACAGCCUUUACAACACUCGUAUUCACUCUUGGAUAUUAUUGUAUCGAGAAUACAAGAAGGGACGGACAACUCAUCGCGAGGAUUAAUAAACUCGAGAAAGAAUUGUUAGUCUCGACGAAAGAAUGUGAAGUACUCAGCGAGAAUCUAAAAUCGAUCAAGGAUAAGUUGCAUUGCAUUGAAGAUGAAUCAUUUGGUUCUAACGAAAUGGUUGUAUCGCUAAAAGCUGAUUUAGAAAUGUCACAGAGCACGAAGGUUGAGUUGGAAGAACAAGUGACUAUGCUGGAGAAAGAUUUGGAAAAUGCAACGGAAGCUGGAUUAGAACUCGAGCGUAUGCUAAGGGAAGUUCUGUCGUCGAACAAUGAAGUUAAUCCACUAGCUCAAUCAGUGGAAGAUCUACAGGCACGAUUAAACGCUCAACAAGCUGCGAACGAGUCCUUGACAAACGCACUGAACCUUAAGGCUCAAGAGAUUGAGACUUUGUCAGCAGAUCUUGUAUCUGCUAAGGAGAAAUUCAAGAAGCUUCAAAUAGAGUAUUUGCAAACGCAGGACGAAUUGACGACCCAGAAAAAUCUUCAAAGUAAUAUAGUACAAACGCUAACAGAUAAAGUACAUAGUUUGGAAGAGCAAGUAGGCCAACUGUCUACCGAGAAGUCGUCGUUAUAUAAAGAAUUGAGAGAAAAAGAGGUAGAAGUGAGAGAACUAAUGGAAAUUAUCAGCCAAGUCAAAUCAAACAAUUUGGACCUGGAGAAAUUAUACGAUGUAUCUCAUAUUAAAAUUGAGGCAGCGCAACUGCGCGAGGAGAGAGAUGAAUUAAAGGUGCGAUUAAGCGAUGUAGACGGCGCUCAUCAGUUACUAGAAGAGCAUAUGAAACUUGUUAAGGAAGAGAUAAUUGCACUAAGCGAUCAGUGUAAAAUAGCUGAAAGAGAAAAGAAAGAUGCCGAGACGCGACUUGAAGUUUUGUCAAAGUUCUUCCAGGACAAGGAAACCGAACGCCAGAAGGAAGAGGCUAUUUGGUUGCAGAAACAAGGAGAAGUUAUGUCGACAGUCGAAAGGCUACACACGUUGCAAAACGAAAUUCAAAAUUACAAGCAACAAAUAGAGAUGUUAAAACGGGAGAUAGUAGACCAGGAGAGGGAAUACAAGAAUCAAAUAUCCGCUCUGGAAACGAAGACACAUGAGCAAUGGGUUACUACCCGUCAAAAUGAGCGCCGUUUAGAAGAAUCGAAAGCCGAGGCCAGCCAAUUACGUAAUCGCCUUACACUCGUAGAGAAAAACUUAAACGAAAUCGAUCCCGAGGCAAAGCUACACCGCCUGGAAGCGAACGGGGAAACGGCGACCUCCCCGUCACUGUUCAUAGGAGCAGAAUCGUCCAGUUCUCCCGUAAUGUUUAGCGGUUCCUCGGGAGUCCCGCCACCCCCGCCGCCCUCGUAUCUGCACUGUUUCCCGUAUCUGCCGCCCCUGCCGCCCGCCGCUGCUUCCGGUCUACCUCCGUACGAUAUCAGUCAACGUCCUCCGCCACUCGGCGGCAGACUGUCGUCACCUCCGCCGAUGUUGCCGCCGCCGGCGUUACAUCGCCCCCCGGUCUCCGGGGGCAGAUACGAGAACGCCGGUUCGCCACCACCGCCUAUGUCUCCGCCGCAUUUACUUCCACGGUUCGACCACCAUAGAUCACCGCCACCUCCUCCCUUCGGUGGCGAUCAUAUCCCGCCCCUUCCUCCGCCCGGCUCGAUAUUGCCUCCUCCCCUCGGAGCGGCGCAUCCAUGGGGUGAAGAAUCACUGCCGCACCCGCGUAAUUCUGGCUUUCAUCCUCAUCAGCGAGAGCAACGUGCGCGCAAUCACAAAGGUUCCUUACAUUCUUCGGGAGAAUCACUGGAUAAGGCACAUCAUGGGAAAGUCUAAGUUUUGUAUCUUGUUAUUCAAUACACUUGUACAAAGGCCAAAUCAUCACUGUAUCAGUGAGCGCUCUCAUUGUAUAACGAUUAUAAAUAAAUAUGUGAUGAUGAAAAUUUUAUGUCAAAUAUUAAUAGAAGCAACGUACAUAGGGAUUCAUUAAACGGUGUCAGCUGACAAUGUUGUUAUUAUAUCUGUGAUUAUUAUGAUACAUAAUAGAUUGUUUCCUGUUGCUUUCGUUAAAAGGAGCGAUCUUUUUACCAUCAGUUAUCCAACGAAUUAGUAUUUUUAUUUUACUAUUCUAGGAAGUGUGUACAGCAAGUUAUUUGUAAAAAUUGACAAAAAUAUUUUUAUAUAUCUUGAUUGUAUUACGAAAACGAAAGGAACACUGCAAGAUCGUAAUUAAGUUAUGCAUUUCCGGUAUUAACGCAUACUUUAGAUAUCAAACGUUCAAUUUAGGUAUAAUAUUGUAAUAAAGUUCUUAUAAUCGAUGUAGAAUGUAAAAGAUAUAAUUGUUAUAUAUGGUUUUAAAAAUCGAAAUAAAUUGUAAUUUAUUAUGA